Rhizophagus irregularis DAOM 181602=DAOM 197198 is the source of this 582-nucleotide messenger RNA. RefSeq lists its product as uncharacterized. Lineage: Eukaryota; Fungi; Glomeromycota; Glomeromycetes; Glomerales; Glomeraceae. The record is from RefSeq and is a predicted model, not a curated record.
AUGUCAAGUGUAAGAGAUGAAAGUGGUCAAUCUCCUACAACACCAUCACCAGAUCAAAAAAGAUUUAUGUCGGAAGUCUUGGCACUUGUUGUGUCGGGUUUUCCACCGUUUUUUGUUGUCAUUUAUGGACUUAUACGUGAAAGGCGGGUUGAUAUUUUAGGAGCAAUGUUAGUCGUCUGUUUUAUCGUUUAUGGUAUAGUGUUAUCAAUAACAAACGAUGCUCGAAUUCAAUUAUUUCGAGAAUCAGCAGUUACGGGUACUAUCGGUUUGGUAUUCCUCAUUUCUUUGCUCCCAAUCAAGAUUGGUUCCUCCCAAAUGCGACCGAUGUCAUACUAUUUUUCUAAAGAUAUGCUAACCGGAGGAUCCUUUGGUUUAUCUCCCAAAAAAAACAAUAUUGAUGAUAUUAAAGAACGUUGGGUUGAGAAAGAAAUUGGAAUAAUUACGCCGUGUUUAGACGCGGAUAUAGGAUUGACGGCUCUUUGGGGAGUUGGUUAUAUUAUUGAAACCCCCGCAUUCGUUAUGAAUAUUCUUAAAACUCCAACAAUUGAACGUGCUUUUUUUUGGACAAACUUUGUAACUUAG